Molecule: messenger RNA, 1664 nt
Organism: Syngnathus acus (greater pipefish)
Lineage: Eukaryota; Metazoa; Chordata; Actinopteri; Syngnathiformes; Syngnathidae
Gene: nsun6
Product: NOP2/Sun RNA methyltransferase 6
Exons: 11
Coding region: 152-1564 (470 amino acids)
Biological process (GO): RNA methylation
Molecular function (GO): methyltransferase activity; RNA binding
Source: RefSeq, a predicted model, not a curated record
AACAGAAAAAAAACGGUUUCGUGCUAUUUGCGUGAGCGCUCGCGGUGACGUAUACGGAAGUGGAAACACCGGCGAUUCACAUACCGAAAUGUUGUGGCGGUACCUUGCUGCGAGAAAAGUGGACAAUUAACACAUUAGGGUGGCAUGUGUCAUGGCUCACGAUAAAAUCGCAACAAAAACAGACACAAUGUCGGUUUUUCCGAGAAUUUCUCUGAGGCCGGAGGUCGUCGAUUACUUGAAAGGAGGUUUCCUAAACAAAGAGUUGUUGGCGUCCAUUGGCCAUCAGGAAGCCGAGCGCCACUUUCAGACGCUUCUCACCUGCCUGUCGCAUCCCCCGUCAUACACUUGCGUCCGGGCCAGCGUCCACCUGGCGUCCCUGGAAGAGAUUAGACGAAAACUGGGUGAGGAGCUCAAGAAGCAAACGUGUGCAUCUGAGGGUGAGGAGCUUGAGAUCGACACUCAUCCCAGCGUUCCGGAUGUGCUUCUGAUCCCUGUGGUCGGACCGAGAUGUGUGCAGCAGCUCAGCUCCGAGGUGGUGGCAGGUGUGCAAUGCGGCAACGCUGUGCUCAGGGGCGCCCACGUCUUUGCACCCGGAAUACUUGCCUGUCCAAAAUACAUGAAGUCCGGGGACACCGUGUCGGUGUUCUCUGACGUGGAGGGAAAGUGCACCCGAGGAGCAUUCGGCUUUCACGGCAAGAGAACAUUUGUGGGCAACGGUGUGGCCGAAAAGGACCGCACCGACAUUUUCGGCACGGGAGAAACCAUCAGGGGCGUCGGCGUGCGUAUGACGGAACCCCUUUACUGGACUCCCUCCUUUGAUGGAGUCUUACCUCGUCUGGCCUUCUUACAGAACCUUCCAUCUGUGGUGGUGGGCCACGUUCUGGGUCCUCGACCCGGAGAGCGCGUCCUGGACAUGUGCGCCGCCCCGGGGGGGAAGACGUGUCACAUCGCAGCCCUCAUGGAGGAUCGGGGCGAAGUGGUGGCCUUGGACAGGAUCAGAAACAAGAUUGAGCUGAUUCGCCAGAAUGCUGAAAGGCUGCAAUUGAGUAGCGUGAAGGCAUUUUGCUUCAACAGCACCAAAGUCGUAUGCGAUGACAUCAUCGGCGACCGAGAAGGGCCACCCUUCGCUUCUGAGAGCUUCGACCGGGUGCUCUUGGACGCGCCCUGCAGCGGGCUCGGCCAGAGGCCAAACAUGGUGAGCACCUGGAGUCUGAAGGAAGUUUGCUCCUACCCACCCCUGCAAAGAAGCCUCUUCCAUGCUGCGGUGCACGCAUUGAAGCGUGGUGGCGUUCUGGUGUACAGCACGUGCACAGUGACACUGGCAGAGAACGAGGAGCAGGUGGCCUGGGCCCUUCGCACCUUCCCCAGACUCACGCUGCAGCCUCAGGAGCCUCGUGUGGGGGGUGAUGGCAUGCCGGGCGCUGGGCUGACCCCGGAGCAGCUCGGCCUCCUCCAGAGGUUCCGACCAGAGUUGAGCUGGGAGGCUGCCGCCACGACGCCCCUUGCCAAAAGGGCAGACGGGGACACCAUCGGAUUCUUUAUCGCCAAAUUCCAGAAAAACUGACAAGCUCCCUGAGAGGAUACUUGGGAACAAGAGGACACUUGGAUGCAAAAGGACUGAAAAAGCUGUAGUAAGCAUGUCAGGCCAGUAGGUGGCGAUGUCA